ACUGCGUGCGCGUUUGGUGUUGCAGAGCGCCCCCGGCCACCGCUCUACGGGUAUGACGUGGUUGGCGCGGACGCGACUCAAGCGGACCCCGAAGCCCAUGAGCCCGGAGACGGAGCUGCGCCAACGGGGAGCCGCCAGUGCACGUUGUACUUAAUCAGGUCAUAGAAGAGGAAGCAACAUGGCUACGAUAGAAGGAAGACCAGCCCAGUAUGGGGUCUCCCUCAAGCAGCUGCGGGAAAUUAUGGGCCUGCCAGCUGCAGAGGCGAUCCCCAAACUUGAAGAACUGGGAGGUGUACAAGAGUUAUGUAAAAAACUCUACACCUCCCCUAAUGAAGGUUUAACUGGGUCAGCAGCUGACAUGGAACAUAGGAGAGAAACAUUUGGUUCCAAUGUAAUACCCCCAAAACCACCUAAGACUUUUCUUCGGUUAGUCUGGGAAGCUCUUCAAGAUGUUACACUAAUUAUUUUAGAAAUUGCCGCAUUAGUCUCAUUGGGGUUAGCAUUCUAUUCUCCUGCAGAUGAAACAGGAGGAGCAGGAGGCAAAGGGCCAGAAGACGAAGGAAAGCAUGGCUGGAUUGAAGGUCUAGCUAUCCUUAUAUCAGUUAUUGUUGUUGUGCUGGUAACAGCUUUUAAUGAUUACACUAAAGAGAGACAAUUCCAAGGACUGCAAAGCAGAAUUGAAGGAGAAAAUAAGGUCAAUGUAAUUAGGCAGGGUGAACUCAAACAAAUACCAACAGGUGAUAUAGUAGUAGGUGAAAUAUGUCAGAUAAAAUACGGAGACCUCCUUCCAGCUGAUGGAAUACUUAUUCAAUCUAAUGAUCUGAAGAUGGAUGAAUCAUCUCUGACUGGAGAGUCUGAUCAUGUCAAAAAGAGUGAAAAGCAUAAUCCAUUUAUUUUAUCAGGAACUCAAGUAAUGGAGGGCAGUGGUAAAAUGCUAGUCACGGCGGUUGGUGUCAACUCACAAGCUGGUAUCAUAUUUGCUUUGCUCGGCGCAGCUGCUGAAGAAGAUCAGAAACAGAAGAAGGAAAUGAGGAAAGAUGCUAAAAAGGCGCGGAAGAAGCAGAGUAUAACAGGUGGUGAGGAGGAAGGUAUGACUGGCAACAGUCAUAUGCAUGCCCCUGGAUCCCAUGCUGAUGGUAAUCAUGCUGCCAAGUCUGAAGAGAACCAUACCGGCGGAGGCACUCCCGCGAAGGAUGAAGGAAGCAAAAAAGAGAAAUCUGUUUUGCAAGCUAAACUCACCAAGCUUGCCAUUCAAAUUGGAUAUGCUGGCUCAACGGUGGCGUUUGUGACUGUGGUCAUUCUAGUCAUUCAGUUCUGUAUACACAAGUUUGUAAUUCAAAACCAACCAUGGAAAGCAGUUUACGCCAAUGAAUUUGUGAGACAUCUUAUCAUUGGUGUUACUGUUCUCGUAGUAGCUGUCCCUGAAGGUCUUCCGUUAGCUGUAACACUUUCCCUUGCUUAUUCUGUGAAGAAAAUGAUGAAAGAUAACAACUUGGUGCGACAUUUGGAUGCCUGUGAAACUAUGGGCAAUGCCACUGCCAUUUGUUCUGACAAGACUGGAACACUCACCACAAACAGAAUGACCGUUGUGCAGUCCUACAUCUGUGAGAAACUGAGUAAAACUACUCCACGAUUUUCUGAUAUUCCACCUAAUGUUGCUAACUUGAUGAUCCAAGGAAUGUCGAUCAAUUCAGGAUACACAUCGAAAAUUAUGGAACCAAAUGCACCUGGGGAACCAAUGAUGCAAGUUGGUAAUAAAACUGAGUGCGCCCUCCUUGGCUUUGUGGUUGCUCUUGGCAAGAACUAUCAAACAAUUCGAGAUGAUGUUCCUGAAGAAAUAUUUACUAGAGUCUACACCUUCAACUCAGUGCGGAAAUCCAUGAGCACUGUGGUUCCAAGGAAAGGUGGUGGCUACAGACUGUUUACCAAGGGAGCAUCUGAAAUCAUUCUGGGAAAGUGUUCUUUCAUUUAUGGUCGCAAUGGUCAUUUGGAGAAAUUCACAAAAGAGAUGCAGGACAGGCUGGUUCGUCAAGUUAUUGAGCCGAUGGCAGCUGACGGACUCAGAACAAUAUCCAUAGCAUACCGUGACUUUGUGCCAGGAAAAGCUGAAAUCAAUCAAGUUCACUUUGAACAAGAACCUAACUGGGAUGAUGAAGCAAAUAUUGUUAGCAAUUUGACGGCAAUAUGCGUUGUUGGUAUUGAAGAUCCAGUUCGGCCUGAGGUACCAGAGGCUAUUCGCAAGUGCCAGAGAGCUGGUAUCACUGUCAGGAUGGUUACUGGAGACAACAUUAACACUGCCCGAUCCAUUGCUAUGAAAUGUGGUAUUAUCAAACCUGGUGAUGAUUUCCUUAUUUUGGAAGGCACUGAUUUCAAUCGGAAGAUUCGUGAUGCCAAUGGAGAUGUUCAGCAACAUCUUUUGGACAAAGUAUGGCCCAAAUUACGAGUUCUGGCUAGGUCCUCACCAACUGACAAGUUCACUCUUGUGAAGGGCAUAAUUGACAGUAAAGUUUCUGAAGCUAGAGAAGUUGUGGCUGUUACGGGUGAUGGUACCAAUGAUGGCCCGGCCCUUAAAAAAGCUGAUGUCGGUUUUGCUAUGGGUAUUGCUGGAACAGAUGUUGCCAAGGAAGCAUCAGAUAUCAUUCUUACUGAUGACAAUUUCAGCAGCAUAGUGAAAGCUGUUUUGUGGGGCAGAAAUGUGUAUGACAGCAUAGCUAAAUUUCUGCAGUUCCAGUUGACUGUUAAUGUUGUUGCUGUUAUUGUAGCUUUUGUUGGUGCUUGUGCUGUUCAGGACAGUCCUCUCAAGGCUGUUCAAAUGUUGUGGGUUAAUCUUAUCAUGGACACUUUGGCUUCAUUGGCACUGGCCACUGAGUUACCUACUGCAGAUCUACUGUUACGGAAGCCCUACGGCCGAACAAAGCCCCUUAUUUCAAGGACUAUGAUGAAAAAUAUUCUUGGACAGGCUGUUUAUCAACUCUCUGUUGUAUUUUCCCUUCUUUUUGUCGGUGACAGACUACUGGACAUCAGAUCAGGCCAAGAUAGUAAAGGUGAAGAUACCCAGCACUUCACUGUAAUUUUUAACACCUUCGUCAUGAUGACCAUGUUCAAUGAAAUAAACGCUCGAAAAAUUCAUGGCCAGAGAAAUGUAUUUGAGGGCUUCUUCACAAAUCCCAUCUUCUAUUCAAUCUGGAUUGGUACAGUUGCUGCUCAGGUGGUCAUCAUCCAAUAUGGUAAAGAAGCAUUUUCUACAAAGAGCCUAAGUUUUGACCAAUGGCUCUGGUGUGUAUUCUUUGGAUUUGGAACUCUUGUGUGGGGACAACUCGUAACUACAGUGCCCACUCGGAAGAUACCAAAGAUCUUCUCAUGGGGUCGAGGUCAUCCGGAUGAAUACACAGAAGCCAUCAACCUUGGUGACGAGAGGUUUGAUGACAGUGAUAAAAAGCCUCGAGGACAGAUCCUAUGGAUCAGAGGACUAACAAGACUUCAGACUCAGGUGAUAGGUGGUGAAUUGCAAGAGCGUUUGAUUCCGGUCCCAUACAGCAAGAGUUCAACCGAUCAAGCUGUAAGCUGCCUUCCUAUAAUCUUUCUUGUUCGCUCGCUCGCUGCCUGCUCGCUCGAUAUGCAUUGCGCUACACUACAUUUGUGUGUGGUUAAUAUCUUUGGGAUUUACCUAAGAUUGAGACUAUACAUGUAGUCAUGCCGCGAAGCAUUGCACUAUUUCGAAACUCACAUGGUAGUCUCAAAUGGACUGACCCCAUCUAUCCUGUGAGUUUCGUACCUAAAUAUGCCCUGCUUUGGGUGUUAUUUUAUCCUUUUCUUUUGUUUGGAGUGUUGAAUCAAGGGUUUUAUAUUAUGGUAGCUUUAGCCACUUAAUUUUUAAUCUCAUCCAGUUUUUCAAAUUUGAUUAAUAACUUCAUGAAUCCAAUCUUUUAAUGAAUUUUGUGUGGAAAAUAUCUUAAACUCUAACCAUAGGGAUUUUUAAAAAUACAUAUGCAUGUUCCUUUGACCUCAGCUCUCUGCCUCCUAUUUUCUUUAGCAUCCUGUUAGUUCUUUUUCUUCCUGUCUCUGCCCCAGAAGCAUGACCAGCCAACGAGGCUGUGCGCAGCUGUGCGCCACUCACUAAUAAGAACAUAAUUCAAGCGCACACUUCGCUUUCGUUGUUGCAUUUACUCCACAGUUUCAGAGCUUUCCGAUCAGGCCAUUUUCAUGCAUGGUUUGAAUACUUAAAAGAAGCCCUUUGGGCUUUGCCAUGUGUUGUUGCCUGUGUUGUGUGAUUCACAAUUGGCCACUGUAAUGAAAUGUUCAGUAUUAUGUGGCCAGAUAUUCAUUCUCAACUUCAUACAUUCCUGAUAAUUGUUGGAAGUAUGCUUGCAAUUUUUACACUAAGAUUUUGCUUAAUAUAUAAUUAACCUAAGAUGUCCCUAAUUUGAGAAACAGGUUUUAAUUAACUGUUUUGGAUGUUUGUGAGGAUGUAUGUUGUUAAUUUGAAUGUUAAUUUUGUGUGUGUGACUGUGUGAGAGAUCUGUGAGAAUGUUACCUGAUGCGGCUGAGCAGUAGAGCAUGUCAGUCAGCUAUAUACGGGAAGGUCUGGGACAGGAUACCAUUAAUGAUAAUGAUAAAAGACUCUGUCUUUCUCUUCUUUGAACAAGCCAGUUUUCACUGGUGUCUCAAAAUGUUAAUGAAUUUCCUGACUUCAGUGGCCCUGUCAUGAUGUCCUACCCGUAUGUGUUACAUCAGGGUUGCUACAAAUGUCAUGAUUGAAGUGAUGUUACAAGGUUAGACAAAAUUAGAAGAUUGGGAGCAGUGUUUUCUAGUUGAAUUUGAGCCUCAGGAAAUUGACUAAGUAUUAUCAUAACUGAGAGAGGAAAGUCCUUGAUGAAAAUUCUUUAUAUAAUGAAAAUUUAAUUUUGUUGCUAAUUAACAAACGGGUGCAACUUGCAUUUGCCUACCAAUUUUCUGGAAAUAUCCAGCUUUUCCACCACCUACCAUUCAUAUUUAAUACUCAUGAGAGACAUCUGACAACCUAUUUUACAUAAGUGUUGCGUCCUUUUUUCUCUGAGGUGUCUAACUGCUAAGGGUAAUGUAGCAGCCCUGAUUUGUGUUUUUUAGCUACAGGGUAUUUAGAUGCAGAAUUCAAUAAUGAAUAUAGAAUGCUAUUUAGUUAUGUUGAACAUGUGAGCCUAUGGUGUUAAUGAUCAUGUAUUAGUUGCGUUUUAAUUGUGUAUUAUUGUACCAGUGUUAAUUUCUUUGCUACACUUAUUUAUAUGCUGGCUGUAUUUUUCUACUAAUUUAUGUAAUUUAAAGGUUUAGUUAAGCUUAAUAAAAGCAUAAGCUGUACAAAGGAAAGUGCCAUGUGAUUGUGUUGCUUUGCUCCCAGAGUGAGGAUGAUGUGACUGCAUGUGUACAAUCACAGCAAGAAUAAUGCUUUUGCAGUGCAUGUCCCUUCAGUUCAAUUAAUUUUGCUCAGGAAAGUCUAAUUUUUCGUGUGCCACUGCAUUAAAUACCUUAAUUAAUAUUUACAUUUUCGGGGUUACAAUUCUUAGUCACCUUAUGGCCUCUCGAAAAUGGUGCAUGUGCACAUGUCAAACAAGGACAUUUCCUUUCUUUUUCUGAAGGUUUCUUAUUAUAUUGGUGAAGCUUGUCACACAUUAGAUGCUGUAAUCUAGAGCACGUUUUGCAUACUUUCAGUCUCUUACAAUGGAGGUGUAUAAAUCUGCAAUGUGUUAGUUCCUCCAGUUCCAUUUAUGGCCAGUUCUGUGCCAAACUUGCACACAUUCCUCAGUACGAAAGUUUCCUGAGCUAGCAUUAUUCUGGUUGAUCACUAUUAUAGUUUAAAUAUCUGAUGUACUUAUGCAUGUGCAUUGCCAUCUGCAAUGCCUGCUAAAUAUUUUUGGUCAAAGAAAACAGAUGUUAAGUGGUAAUGUGAUGUUUGAUUUUUAUUUUGUUGAUUAAUGUUCAUGCAUGAUUGUUGGUCUUUUUUUUUUUUUUACAUUUUUCAUUAAAUGGUGUAAAGUGGAAGUAACCCCUAGAAAACUCUAGCAUUUACUUACAAGUGUUAUUAAAGAAUCAGUAAUUGGAAUGAGCAAGAAGCACAUGCUUUUAGCUGUGCUUAAUGUGACACUUUUAGCUCUAUCAAGUCCACCAUUUGACCUUAUUAACUAAUGUUUAGAUCAAUGGUGUGUGAGGAUCCCUCACCGACAUCCGUAGGAAUACUCAAUUCGAACUAAUUGUAAAUAUAUUUUACAAAGUAGGACUUUGCUUUGAUCAAUGCACAAUCAUUUCUGAUACACCCACUUACCAAACUGACCAAAUUCAUUCUUGCUUUGCCUGCACUAAUUGAAUAUGUGCAAAUUGUAAAUUUUUUCCACAAAGCAAUAUUUAUAGUGUACAUUGCGUGAGGUUACAUUCAUUGAUAUUCAUAGUCAAUAUCAGUUGCAUGGUCAAAAGUUAAAAUACACAACCUUGUUGAUUUCAAUGGAUUCUGUAUCAUCAGAAGUUGUUAUAAUCUUUGAUACUGUGACACUGUCCCAAGGGCCACUUGAUUAUUAACAAUAAGUUGACACAUUACUUUAACACUUGAAUCAGAGGCGUCCACUCAUUUGACUGUCUUUUUGACAAUACAAGUGUCGUGUUAACAUAUCUAUGUGAAACUUCCAAUGAGUUGGCGCUUCGAAGGCAGCAAAUUCUACUCUUGUUCUUUGAAUCUAACAGUUAAGCUUCUGGUUUUAAUUUACAGCAUGCAUUCUUCUACUUUGCGCCUUUCACACUUAGUUGCAUGAGUCAUUCUCUGAAAGCAAUGAAACCAGAAUAAUGAAUUAAUUACUGUUUAAGAGAGGCUGGCAUAAACUUUCUAAUUUAAUUUUCACAGCACUGCCAAAUCUUUUUGUAUUUUCUAGAAAGUUUUGUUUGUUCCAUGAAUUUAUAUGGUUUGGGGAGACGUCAAGUUUAUACAAUAGCGUUCAUAUUUUAUAAUCAAGAAUUUAGAGAACUGCUCAUGCAUUUCUGUAGCAGAGUUGUGCUCAUACAAAACAAUGCAACACUUAUGGUGAUCAAAUUUAGCUAGCAGUAUAGCUAGCUCAGCUUCUUUAAGCUAACUGUGAUUUUUGAGCACAGCUAAGUCCUAAUAGUGCUUUGUAAAAGGCUAAAGCAUAGAAAAUAAUAUGAAUUUUGGCCAUAUCACAUGAAGUUGUCAACCAGCUAAAACUUACUUCAAUUUCAAGUAAUCACGUUGAAGUGUUUGAUCGAUAUUACAUUCUGAAUACUUUUUUUUUCAAAGUGUAUUAUAAUUGACUUUGCUCUAUUAUCUCUCUUUUUUAAAUUUACUAACUAAAGCUAGAUUAGUAAUUAAAAGUUUACUUUUGUUGGUUGACAGCUACUUUUCAUUUAUGGAAGCUGAUCAAAAAUAUUUGUUUCCUCUCAUCUAUGCACUGUGUCUGUUAUUCAGGUUUUCAAUUCCACAAAUUAAAUACAGUCUGUUGCACAAUGUGCUCUGCUAAA
Molecule: messenger RNA, 7494 nt
Organism: Frankliniella occidentalis (western flower thrips)
Lineage: Eukaryota; Metazoa; Arthropoda; Insecta; Thysanoptera; Thripidae
Gene: PMCA
Product: plasma membrane calcium-transporting ATPase 3
Exons: 21
Coding region: 179-3691 (1170 amino acids)
Biological process (GO): regulation of cytosolic calcium ion concentration; calcium ion transmembrane transport
Cellular component (GO): intracellular membrane-bounded organelle; membrane
Molecular function (GO): ATP binding; ATP hydrolysis activity; P-type calcium transporter activity
Source: RefSeq, a predicted model, not a curated record